Messenger RNA from Fopius arisanus, 2342 nucleotides. RefSeq names its product G-protein-signaling modulator pins (gene pins). Gene Ontology annotation, molecular function: GDP-dissociation inhibitor activity; G-protein alpha-subunit binding. Lineage: Eukaryota; Metazoa; Arthropoda; Insecta; Hymenoptera; Braconidae. Gene Ontology annotation, biological process: establishment of mitotic spindle orientation. Bases 306 to 2156 code for a protein of 616 amino acids. The transcript has 2 exons. Gene Ontology annotation, cellular component: cell cortex. The record is from RefSeq and is a predicted model, not a curated record.
ACGCCCGCAGGUCUAUUGUGUUUCAGUACGAAAAAAAAGAGGGUGUGUUGAAUGUCCCAACGCAUAAUGCCAGAUGACGCGUUGAUUGAUACAUGUUGUAAAUAAAAAAAAUAUAAUCACAGAUGCAUUUAGUGAAUUAAACGUCGGAGCAAUCAAUAAAGUGUGACGAGGAAUUGGAGAAAAUGCAUGGGUGUGGGACGUCAGUGUACAGCACAGGAAGUUGAAUAAUACGAUACAAACAAGGACUCAUUGUUUCACCAAUUAAACAAGUUUUUGUCUAUUUGAGGUGAUUAAGGGAAAUAAAUAUGUCGUACAGCAGCGCAAGUGUCGAGAAUUUGACGGCGGAAGUGCAGAACGGCGGAAGCGACAGCAACAUGUGCCUGGAGCUGGCCCUGGAGGGAGAGCGACUCUGCAAGGCAGGGGAUUGUCGUUCAGGUGUAGCAUUUUUUCAGGCAGCAAUUCAAGCUGGAACCGACGACUUGCGAACACUCUCAGCAAUAUACAGCCAACUUGGUAAUGCGUAUUUUUACUUGGGGGAUUACGUGAAAGCAAUGCAGUACCACAAGCACGAUUUGACCCUAGCCCGUUCGAUGGGUGAUAAAUUGGGUGAAGCAAAAUCGAGUGGUAACCUGGGUAAUACCCUGAAAGUAAUGGGAAAAUUCGACGAGGCAAUGAUAUGUUGCAAGCGUCACCUAGAGAUUUCCCGAGAGAUCGGUGAUAAAUUGAGCGAGGGUAGAGCCCUGUACAACCUGGGGAACGUGUACCACGCCAAGGGAAAACAGGGAGGAAAGGGUCCUCACGAUCCUGGAAAAUUCUCCGAGGAUAUCAGGCAGUGCCUGCAGCAGGCUGUGGGAUACUACGAGGAGAAUCUUGCCCUGAUGAAGGACCUGGGGGAUUCAGCAGCCCAAGGAAGGGCCUGUGGUAAUCUGGGGAACACUUUUUAUCUCCUGGGGGAAUUUCAGAGGGCAAUUUUUUAUCACAACGAGCGCCUGAAAAUAGCUCGUGAAUUCGGUGACAAAGCUGCUGAGAGACGAGCCAACAGCAAUCUGGGUAACUCUCACAUCUUCCUCGGGGAAUUCGACAAGGCUGCACAGCAUUACAAGAGAACUCUGGUUCUUGCUCAGGAGCUUGGGGAUCGAGCUGUCGAGGCUCAGGCCUGUUACUCCCUGGGGAAUACUUACACACUUCUCCGAAAUUAUUCAUCCGCCAUUGAGUAUCAUCUGCGUCAUUUGGCCAUUGCCCAGCAAUUGAUGGAUCGCGUGGGUGAGGGACGUGCCUGCUGGUCCCUCGGUAACGCCUAUUCCGCCAUGGGCAAUCACGAGAAGGCUCUCCACUUUGCCAAUCUUCAUCUGAAUAUAUCCAAGGAACUUGGUGAUCCCAUGGGACAGGCCACUGCCCAGAUCAACGUUGCUGAUCUUCAGAAGAUACUUGGAAUGGAAAAUAACGAGAAGGAAAAUGACAAGGUAAAUAAUCAACCCAUUUCUGGCAAUUCUGUUGCUGCCUCCUCUCCUGGAAGAUAUCGGCUCAGGAGGCAGAGCAUGGAUAAUCUGGAUCUCAUCAAGUUAACUCCAGAUGGAAAGCAGAAGGAUAAUGAGACAUCACUGGCACGUGCUGGUAUCGCUCCCCAGCCAUCGCAAGAAGAAGAAGAGGAAGACUUCUUUGAACUUCUCACCAGGUUCCAAUCUGGGAGGAUGGACGAUCAACGCUGUGUUCUCAAAACUACCAAAAAAAUGAGAACUAAGGCGCCUCCACCAGAGAAAGAGAAAGACGGUGAUGAUUUGUUGGAAUUAAUUGCCGGAAUGCAGAGCAAGCGAAUGGAUGAGCAGCGAGUGACGCUGCCCUAUCUUCCAGGGUUAAACACCAAUCCAAAGACCCAAGCCGCUAUGAAAACACCUAUUCGAAAUCCCCAGGAUCCCGACGAUUCGUUUAUAGACAUGCUUCUGCGUUGUCAGAGCUCGAGACUCGAGGACCAGAGAAGCCCAUUGCCUGCAGCAUCAACGGUUCAAGACACAGAAGAGGAGCAAAACCAAAGAUCCAAUGGAGCCACUCGAUCUGGCACUACUGUACCCGAAGAGGACCUCUUUGCUCUCAUUCAGCGGCUACAGGCUGGUCGCAUGGAGGACCAGAGGGCCACUGGACCCACCAAAAAUCACUGAAUUCACAUCGACACACGUAAAAAAAUUCCAAGCCUAAAAAUCUCUAGGAAAAUUCUGUCGAAUUUUUUUACAGCAAAUGCUGUUUCUUCAUACGUGAAGUAUUCCUGCAAUAAUUUCUCAUUUAUUUAUGAAUAGGAUUUUAACUUUAACAGUGCCAAUUUAUUUUUAUCCUUUAUCGUGAAGGAU